CUCGAGAUGCGCAUGCGGUACUACCACGAGAAGAAGGUGCCGCAGCUGCGGUGGAUGCUGCACCAGGCGCGCGCGCUGCUGGGGGGCAGACAGACUGCCGCCGUCCCUUCUUCCGACGCCGAGCCGCUGGUCAUCGACCUCGGCUGCGGCAAGGGCGACUUCGCGCUGCUGCUCGCGGCGGCGAUGCCGCAGCUGUGCGUGCUCGGCAUCGACGCCAACGCCGACGCCGUCACGUACGCCUCCGAGCGCGCCCUCGCCGCCGGCCUGACCAACACGUGCUUCCGCGUCGCCGACGCCGCGUCGCUCGAGGCAGCGCCGCCCGCCGCCAGCGCGGCGCCGCCCGCCGCUAGCGCGGCGCCGCCCGCCGCCAGCGCGGCGGCGGCGCUGCCCUCCGAGCACGACGGCGGCGCGGUCGCCUCGCUGCGGGAGUGGCACGCUGCUCAGGCGCCGAGCUGGUCGUCGCGUUGCACGCGUGCGGCGGCCUCUCGGACGUCGCGCUCGGCCUCGCCGCCAAGUGCGGCGCCUCGUGCCUGGUCUGCACCUGCUGCUUCGGCAAGCACCGCCGCCUUUGCGCGGCGCGGGAGUGGGGCUUGCCGUGCGAGGAGGAGGAGAAGGACGUCCUCUGCCGGAUGGCGGACUGCGUGGAGGACUCGAUCUCCGACGAGGCGAGGCGCGUGAUCAGCAGCUUGAGGCUCGAGCGACUGCGCCGCACGCUGCGCCCAUCGAGCACGCUCGUGCGCGCAAGCAUCCGCACCUUCCCACGCAACUUCUCGCGGCAGAAUGUUGUCCUCGGCGCCGAGUGCGCGCCGUGCGCUCCUGUGUUCUGAAGAGUGAAGAAAUGCAGACCGCGAGAUGUGAAUUCGGCUCUAAUUGGGGCAAAGCGCAAACGUUCGCACGCCGCGUGCCUAGCGGCAACUUCUCGAGAGGUGGUACGA
Molecule: messenger RNA, 935 nt
Organism: Emiliania huxleyi CCMP1516
Lineage: Eukaryota; Haptophyta; Isochrysidales; Noelaerhabdaceae
Exons: 11
Coding region: 7-678 (223 amino acids)
Source: RefSeq, a predicted model, not a curated record